AUGCAGCAUAUAACAAACUCUACACUUAACGAGGAAGCUUGGUCUCAUGCAUCUCUUCCAGUAAGAUUCGAAUCACUUGGUAUUCCCAACGUUGAAAAUCUAACGUUUCCUGCCUUUUUAGGUUCAGUUAAUGACACAGAAUACCUCCCUUAUACUUCCAAAUUAUAUUAUCGAUAA
This is a messenger RNA of Ceutorhynchus assimilis (cabbage seed weevil), 177 nucleotides long. Lineage: Eukaryota; Metazoa; Arthropoda; Insecta; Coleoptera; Curculionidae. The record is from the annotation of a GenBank genome assembly.